Messenger RNA from Aspergillus puulaauensis, 687 nucleotides. RefSeq names its product EXPERA domain-containing protein. Gene Ontology annotation, molecular function: C-8 sterol isomerase activity; steroid Delta-isomerase activity; cholestenol delta-isomerase activity. The coding region runs from base 1 to 687 and encodes 228 amino acids. Gene Ontology annotation, cellular component: membrane; endoplasmic reticulum. Gene Ontology annotation, biological process: sterol biosynthetic process. NCBI's taxonomy places the organism in Eukaryota, Fungi, Ascomycota, Eurotiomycetes, Eurotiales, Aspergillaceae. The record is from RefSeq and is a predicted model, not a curated record. The transcript is spliced from 4 exons.
AUGGAUAGCGCUCGCUCUCAUCCUUACUAUCCCGUUGAUGCGCGGAUCAACGACUACGCCCCUAAUGAGACGUCUGUCCUCGGCCUAUUAUCUACUGCUAGUGUGGGAGCCACGGCUCUACUAGGGGCAACAUUGUUGUUGAGUAUCUGGGCGCGGCCUAAUCUAAGAAAAGCCGACCGAAUCGCCAUUUUAUGGUUUGUUCUCUCGGGCACCCUGCACUGCUUCUUUGAAGGCUAUUUUAUGAUCAAUCAUGAUCGCAUGGCAUCUGGGCAGGAUUUCUUUGGCCAAUUGUGGAAGGAGUAUGCGCUUUCGGAUUCGCGCUACAUGACAUCUGACACGCUAGUCCUUUGUAUGGAGACGAUUACAGUUCUUCUCUGGGGACCGUUGUGCUUUGGAGUCGCCUACUCAAUUCUUGUUAAUCACUCGCUGCGCCACCCUCUACAAAUAAUUGUCUGCAUGGCUCAUCUUUAUGGAGAUGCCCUUUACUAUGCGACCAGCAUAUUUGACGACUAUGUUCAUCAACGGCCAUAUUGCCGCCCUGAACCCUUUUACUUCUGGAUCUAUUACUUUCUGAUGAAUUUCAUCUGGAUCGUUAUCCCCUCCAUUUACCUUUACCAAAGCAUGAGAACGAUUUCCCGUGCCAUGAAAAAAGUCGACAGUGAUGCUCUAGCUCACAAAUAUAAAUGA